Anguilla rostrata (American eel) is the source of this 4502-nucleotide messenger RNA. Its product is annotated as fat storage-inducing transmembrane protein 1-like. The transcript is spliced from 2 exons. The record is from RefSeq and is a predicted model, not a curated record. Gene Ontology annotation, cellular component: endoplasmic reticulum membrane. Gene Ontology annotation, molecular function: coenzyme A diphosphatase activity. Gene Ontology annotation, biological process: lipid storage; lipid droplet organization; phospholipid biosynthetic process. Lineage: Eukaryota; Metazoa; Chordata; Actinopteri; Anguilliformes; Anguillidae. The coding region runs from base 3445 to 4302 and encodes 285 amino acids.
CUCAUGAAGCAUCUUACCAACAAGUACACUUGCUGCUAUUUAGCUACACCUAUAUUUAGUAUCUUACUGGUAGGCCAAGUGAAUUUAAAUGGACCUACCCUCAAUGCUUUGAGAACAAGAUUGACUGUAACCAACCAUGGAAACUGGGGACCUCAAAUUCCUGCGUUGAAAAGCUGCAGUGCCUGCUGGUGUACUUCUUUGCUUAAUUCAAGUCACUGAUUGGUUAAGUAACUGCACACAUUGUUGCCAAGGUGUACAGUGACUGCUGUUGAAAGAAAACCAGAAAAACCAGGAGAAACUGCAGUUCAGGGAGUUCUAAAUAGUACCUGCCUUCUUGGUUUAAAAAGAAUCGCUUGGGAGAAACAGUUCAUGUGUAUAAUACUGAAGUCACCAUUGCCAUAAUAGUGUGCUAGUCUUACUAGAGAGCUAAUGUUUCUGGCUAAUGUCACUGCUUUGAGAGGCCCCUAUAUUGAAAACAAUGAACAAUGUGUGUUUCCUGAAGAGGCAAAUUUGUCCAUCGCUCCUCUGCUAAACCAAAACCAAAUUGGACCUAUCAUUUCUGCUCCUGGCCGGAUCCUGUCCUGAUGCUGGUGAAGUAACUGUCCUGUCCAAUGAAUGUGGAGGGGCCUCUGCACUGUUUGGUCCCUGAUCAGCAGCUUAUGACAGCUUCUCUCCACAGCAGCCCGACAGAAUGGACUCCUGGGACACGUAUUGGCUUUCCAAAGCCGCAGUAGGCUAGCUCUAGGUAAUGGCCCUGUGACGUGUAGGGAAUGUACUCUGAAAUUUUUUUACAUACUCAUUUUUUUAAUUUGGCAUGUCCAGUCCCACCCAAAUUUGGAAUGUACAAUCCAAUUUCACGCUUCACGAAAGCAGCUCAAUCACCGUCCAAGCCCUCAAGCUAGCAGCAAGGGCCAGCUCUGUGCGGGAAGUGGAGGGGCUAAGCUGGUUCAAAUGCAUAUCCAGCAGAGCACCAUAGAAAUGGGAAGCUGCACAGUGAAAACAAGGUGCACAACUGAUUCAGGAACGGCUUCCUCCAGUCAAUGACAAAAAGAAUCAACUGGAAAGCAUGGUUGUGAGCCAAACUAAGGGUGUUACAGUGGCCUGACUACAGAGUAACAGAGGCUGCAAACACCAGGCAUGGAACGACAGUGCUGCCUGCAUGAAAUACAAACAAGGCUAAGGUUACCUCUGACAGUUGUUUCUGGCACAUUACAGCCGCUUGCUGAAAAUCCCCCUGCUUAGUCAGGGGGCGCCCUCUUUGUGGGUUAAUGUGGGUAAUGAGGAUUGGGAUGGGAUUUGGGGGAGGAACAGAAGCAUACAUGCAUGUGGUAGAGAAAGGACAUUUUAAAAAUGAGGUUUUCUGCACUAGGACAGACGAAGGUGGGGGACGGGGUGGUAUUGGAUUUGGAGGAAUUCAGGUUUUACAUAAGGACAUUACGAAUACACAGAAAGAGUAGAAACUGUCCCAGACAUAAAUUUGGAAUAACUAGGUUAAGAAAUGGGAGGAGACUGGAUAUUGCGUGGUAAAUGCAACUUCCAUUUGUGAACAAGCACUCAGCAAUGUAGAUGCACUAAAGUGAAAAGACUGGCAACAAGGGGGACAAUGAUAUAAUGUAAAUACUGAUAAAAUAGGGCAACACAAGAAAGGAAUGGGAAAGAGACUGGGAAGGCCCACUGAUUGACAGAAACAGGCUUUCAUAACAACAGCUGAGUCUAGUAAUGAAGAUAACAGUAGAGGGACGUAACAGCUAAAAAUAGAAAAAAAUAUUUGUUUAUUCAGUAGCCCAUUUGUCACUAAUCAGUUUGUACUGCAGACUACUACAUUGUAAUACAUGACAUUCCUUGUGGCGUAAUUUCAUAGGCAAAUAUAGUUCAGCAAUGGCUACAAUAAUUAACAGAUUCAACGCUGUGUGAUUGCUAGUGUGGUAUAGACUUAAAACUAUUGGACUAGGAUGCUGCUGUAUUUUCAGUAGAAUACUAACAUUGUGUGUCUGAAAUACACAAUUCUCCCACCUGAAACUAGUUUUUCAUGUCUUUCCAGAAAAGGGUUUCUGCCUAAAUGUUUAAAAACAGCCAGAUAAUUACAACACAGCUAUUUGAGCAGGCUUUGUGUAAUUCAUAGUGCAAGGAACAAUAGUCUCCUUAAAGUCCAAGUAAAUGAAAAACACUGUUAUACUAGGCUAAUGUAGCAUAUUCCCCAAACCAUUCUGCUGUGGCAGAAUCACAUUGCUCAGAGCGGUACAGAAUUUGAGAAACAACUGAAACUGAAUAUUUCUCGUAUAUUUACAUGCACUGAAACAAAAGCUUCUGUUUAUGUGCAAGAAUUAGGGUUUUAAAGGUUCUAGCCCCUCUGGAGUGGCAAUCCAGAUAAGUCCUGAGCUAGUCCUUUUAAUAACCCAGUUACACAUUUAGAAACACGGAGGAGGACACACUGCAGUGAAGGUCACUGUUUAUUAGUUCACAUCUGUGCCACAUGUGACAAUGUUGGUUCAGUUAAAUGCAAUACAAUGUAAUAUAGUGUGAGCCUGCUAAGGUUAGCAUUGCCAAUUUAGCUGUAACCUUUUCCCAUUGUGCACUACUGAAGAUUAAGGGGGUGUAGUACUGCAUGCCAAACAUUCUUGACAUUUUUAAACUGUGGCCUACACACUGCUAGAAAAAUCAUGCAUGCACAUACCUUAUUUAAUAUUAACUUUAAUCUUUGAUACAUAAACUUGCACAUCUUUAGGCAGCCAUAUAGUUGUUGAGGGGUUCUGUGAUAAUGUCAUAAGAGAAAUAUAGUAUGGCAAAAUGUUUUCUGUAACUUCCCAUUUAAGGAGAGGGGUUGGAUAUGAGGGGGAGGGGUUUCCACUCCCCUGUUGUUUGAAAGGUGACAAGGCUGCAGAGAGAGGAGAGAGGCAGAAAUGAGGGGGUGUUUCUUUGGACAAACAGAUGGAGUGACAAACAGCACUAUGAAUUAAGGAUGACAUGAGAAAGAAAAGGGGUGGAAAGACCAGAGCAAUAGGAAGGAGGAAAACCGAUGAUGUCAUAAACAGGACCUUGAGAAUCCGGGAAGCAAACGCAAACAUGUGGAGGCACUGGUGUGUUUCUGGGCCAUUGCAUGGAAUUGCAUGACUUCGUCACUGGGGUUUGGCGUUGACUGCAGGAUCACGAAAGACCAGGAUCACUACAAUAUUGGAUCAGUCAAUCGAUGGCAUUCUAGCUCAAGAAGAUUAUACCAGCAUUGGAUUGCUUCAUUGCUAGAUCACCAGUGGACUGAAGCGUGUUAAUAAUAAAUCGUUGGCAUCCAUUUUUCAUCAUAUACAAUUAAAUAUCCCAAGAGUAAUAUUGCAUUUUUUUUACUUGACACUCCUGGACGGUGAACUAACUUAAUUACUGGAGCGGUGAACCAGACUUAUACAGUUUUUUAUUAAUUUCCUGUCAGUGACACAUACAUUUCAGAUCAGGAUGUUCCUUAACUCCGUUUUAGUUGCGGUGACUAACCUCGCAGCUGGACUACUUGGCAAUGCUUCUUUCCGGCGACACUUUCACCUGGUGCUCUCAGGUUUGGUUCUGUUUGGCCCUGCCCUGAGUCUUUGGGUCUCACAGUACAGCAUUUUUGCAAACAAGAGCCACUACCUAUACAGGAAGUUUCUGCGCUCCGGCUGGGGCUGGACCUGCAUCUUCGUGGGCUCCUUCGUCUUCCUCCUCUACUUCUCCGUGCAGCGGUCCCUCGCUCUCUCGCUGCGGCACCUCUCCCGGCUGGCCACGGCAGGCCUGCUGUGGGUGGGCUUUCGGCGGGCGCUGUCUCUCCUGGAGAAUGCGACGGGGAGCUGCUACAAGCCCCUCAGCGCCUCUGUGGGUGGGCAGCUGCCACAAGGCCUCACCGGGGGCGGGGCAGGGCAGCCCCUGCUGCUGCUGCUGCGGGAGGGGGAGACCAAGACCAGUUGCCUGAAAUCGGGCAUGUUGUGGCGCGGGUACGAGGUCUCCGAGGACGCCUUCCUGCUCUGCCUGUGCUGCCUGCUGCUGGCAGAGGAGACGGCCGUGUUCGGGCCCUACCUGGCCCUGGGCGGGGUCUCCGGGGCCCCGUUGAGGCUGCUCUUCCUGUUCUGCGUCUUCCUCCUGGGCCUCUGGGUCUUCCUGCUGCUCUGCCUCUUGGCCCACUUCCCGCAGUUCCCCACCCAGCUGCUGGGGGGCGCUCUGGGGUGCCUGGGAUGGAGGAGCCUAUACCAGGGGUGGUACCGCCUGGGACCGAGUUGGUACUGCCCUGGGCGGCCUGGGGUGGGGUUGCUGACCACAGCUGGGAAACCGCGACAGAACACUUAAAGACGAUUGGAUAAACCAACACUCAAACCUUAAGACAGAAGUAAUAAAGGAGGUGUGUUAUCCCAGCUUUCUAGGGAAAUCCCAGUUUAAUAAUGCUACUGGGGAAACAACAUCAGUUCACCUAACCUCAAGUGGCAGCCCUACAGCAUAAAGUUCAAGGUCAUGGGGUCAGGGAUUGUUACGGAGGAACAUGUGAAAAA